This is a messenger RNA of Emiliania huxleyi CCMP1516, 2049 nucleotides long. RefSeq lists its product as hypothetical. Bases 1 to 2049 code for a protein of 682 amino acids. The transcript has 4 exons. Lineage: Eukaryota; Haptophyta; Isochrysidales; Noelaerhabdaceae. The record is from RefSeq and is a predicted model, not a curated record.
AUGCCCCUCUCCCCGGUGGCAGGGGAUGAGACAGUGCCGAUGCUGCAGCACUUUGCGCGGCAUUACAAUGACAUCAGCCAACGGCGUGGCGAUGUCGCGCGCGUCUACGCGGUGCGCGCACGAGACAAGGAGUUUGGCCUAUGCCACACGUACGAGCUUGGCCGCUUCUGUCCGUCCAUGCUGCCGUCGGCGCAGCGCAUCCCGCCUAUUGGCGACCUCUUCACGCAGCACAGCACCUCUCCAGUCCCGAAACAGGGCACGCUCGCUGCUGUCGGGGCCCACGAAGCGUGGAUCGCGUGCCUGGCGGCGUGCGAGGAGAUUGACAAAAACACGCCGCAGUCGGAGGCGAUCAGUUCCAGGGAGGCGACUCGCUACAUCUCGAUCUCCCAGUUCGGCGCUGCUGGAUGGCUCGACAUGCGCCCUGAUGGGCUCUACCACACGAAGAUGGUGUCGGCGAUGUUCCUGACGGCGAUACAGCGCAGGCACGGGCUCUACUUGUCGGUGAUUGCGCCCACUCUCGUCGAGCAGGCUGCCGCGGGCGAGGCGAAGUUUCUGCCACGGGGCGUCUACAAGCAGCGAGAAACUACUCGGGUAAUUCUCGAGAACCUCGAGAAGGAAGUGAUCUUCCUCAUCGGUGCGGACGACGACGUCGUCCUCGACCCGCGCCUCGCCGAGCGGCGCCGCCGCGCCCGCACCUCGGGGGCCGCCGCGCCGCCGCCCGCCGCCUCGCGCUGGGCCGGCCGCCAGUCGGACGAGGCGAUCGUUGCGUGCGUCGGUGAGCGGUUCGCGGAGCUGGAGGUGUGCGUGGCCCGAACGCCGGAGGAGCUGCUGCGGAGCAACGCCGAGGCCGUCGUCGUCAUCUCGUACCUCACUCAGACGUCAUUUGCGUGGUACGCUCGCUUCUUUGACGCGCUGCGCGAGCUCGAGGCACGCGGGACCAAGGUGUACCCUUCCGCUGCCUUCAAGCAGCUCGUCUCCUCCAAGGCGGACUACCUCCUCCUCCUCGAGCGGACCGGCCUCCCCGUCUGCCCAACUCGCCUCCUGGGCCAGGCGGCGCUCACCGAGCCGGCGACCUCCUCCGCCACUGACGGCAGCGCGGGCGGCAGCCGGGCGGACCCGGUUGCUCUCGAGGCUGCGCUGCGCUCCUCGCUCUCCGAGCUCGGCCUGCUCUCCACCCGGGAGGGCGGGCGCCCCUCACCCGCCUCGCGCCGCUACGCGCCCUUCCAGCUGGUGAGCAAGCCCUCCAACGCCGACGGCGGGUACGGCGUCGCCUUCUGGCUGGGCGGCGGCGAGGCGGCGGCGGAGGGCGAGGCGGCGGUGGCGGAGGUGCCGUCCGUGGCGAUGCACUACGAGGUGAAGCUCUACUUCCUGCGCCGACAGCCCUUCUACGCGGCCCUCGUCUACGGGAAGGAGUCGGUGGUGGCGAGGGUGGCGAGGCCAGCCUCCGACCCGGCGCUGUUUGCGUACUUUGCGCCUCUGCUGCGCGAGUCGCGCCGUGCGCUCCCUCCCGACGGGCCUCUCGACCCAAAGAUCCUCCUCCGCGUCGACUGGUGCGUCGGCAGGCCGCAGGGGCCAGCGCAGCGCACGCAGGGCGGAGGCGGCGGCAGCGGAGGCGAGGAGGGCGGCGGCGAUAGGGGCGGCGGCGGCGGCAGCGGAGGCGAGGGAGGCGGGGGCGGGGGCGGAGGCGACGGCAGCGGAGGCGAGGAGGGCGAGGGCGAGGCGCGAGGGCGCGAGGCGCCCCCGCCGUCGCCGCGAUCGCUCAAGCGCUCGCUGCAGCUGCGCGCAGGCCGCGCCGAGUCGCCGGAGCGCCGGCUGCGCGCGGCGAUGGCGGCGCAGGCAGAGGCGCCGCUCUCGGGCGAGGAGGCGUACUUCAUCAACGAGGUCGAGAUACACCCGGGCUACUACGUGGAUUGGGACGAGGCGCCCGACGAGACUAUCGAGCCGCUCGCCGAGGCGUACGGAGAGUACCUCGUCGAGCUCCUCUGUGGCCCCGCGCCACCGGCUCCGCACGCGCAGCCGCCAGCGGGGAUACAGAUGCCUCCGGCGUAG